Dimorphilus gyrociliatus is the source of this 658-nucleotide messenger RNA. The record is from the annotation of a GenBank genome assembly. NCBI's taxonomy places the organism in Eukaryota, Metazoa, Annelida, Polychaeta, Dinophilidae.
AAUAUUUUACGGAAGCGGAACCGAAAAUACGCCAUAUUUCUCAUCGGUCACCGAUUCUUUAAAGUUUCUAUCUUAUAUUGGGAAAAAUAUUAUCAGAAUGGCAACUUUAAGGGUUAGUUUUUCUUUAUAUUAAAACAUUUUUUGUAAAUUCUCCAAGGGAUUCUUCCUAUUUUUUUCAUAUUGCCUAUAUAGUUUGUCGACCUUCCUAAAGGUUAUCUGUUCCUUGAGAGAUCAUUUCUUUUAAAUUGUGAAAGAGUAGCGUCAAAACAAAUAUUAUCUAUUCUAAAUUAAUUUAUUAAAAAUUAUUAAUCAAGUAUAGAAUACGAUUAUUCGAUAGUUUAUAUAUUAUAAAAGAUCUUUAAUAUAUUUUCAAAAAAUGCAGACCGCUCUACGCACGUUUUCCACAACUAUUAAAAGGAGCGGAGAUUUACGCCAACCAAUUGCUACAGCUAAGGGUGUUGUACCAAGUGCUCCCGGAUACCAACGUAUCCAACAACUUCAAACUGAAUGGGCGUCGUCACCUGGUCUCGUUUGGCAAAAACGUGGCGGAGUUGACAAAUUGUCGUAUUACGCUAUAUUGAUUGUGUCAACAGUUGGCGUGGGCUACGGCAUCCUCAAUUUGUACAAGAUGACAUUUCCACCUGCUCCAGCCGAAUGA